AUGGAAGUCCGCUGCAAACUGUUCAUGGGCAUACUCAAAAAGGCAGCACUCGAUUGGUUUAGUGGUCUCCCUGACCGAUCAAUCACCGACUUCGAUGUCUUUAGUCGGCUCCUCAUGGCCCAAUUCGCCGCUAACAAGAAGAAACCACCAAUCACGUCGGACUUGUUCGACCUCAAGCAGCAGCGCGAGGAGUCUCUGAAGGACUUCCUACAAAGGUUCAACGAGGUCGCCUUGAGGAUAGCGUCGUUGGAUGAAAGGAUGGCUGUCAUUGCAUUCCAGAAGGGCCUGAGGUCUAGAGCUUUCGACAUCGCGCUGGAGAGAGCGAAUUGCCAGACGAUGUCAGAGGUGAGAGCCUUUGCACUGAGUCACAUUAAGACGGAGGAAGGGCAGAUUAGCAAAAGAGCAGCGGAAAGCCGAGAAGUAGGGGCAACAAUAAGGAGGGAAAUAAGCAUCUCCGACCGCGAUCGGAUUGGAGUAAACGACGCGACCGUUACAACAUGA
Messenger RNA from Cajanus cajan (pigeon pea), 501 nucleotides. RefSeq lists its product as uncharacterized. The record is from RefSeq and is a predicted model, not a curated record. Lineage: Eukaryota; Viridiplantae; Streptophyta; Magnoliopsida; Fabales; Fabaceae.